UGCAUAAUACCAAAUUGCCAAUUGUAGGGCGAUGGUUCGAUCAUAUUCACGUGGGGUCCACUUGGAAAUUUCCAGGUGCCUUCUCCAUUAUCCUUCUCGUCUCUUCAUUUGAUCACUCACGAAACUCAGCGAUCAUAUCUCUUCAAAUCGUCUUUCAAGUUUGAACAUUUGAAAAAAAAAUACUAAAAUGGCUUCGACAUUUAGCGGCGAUGAAACUGCUCCUUUCUUUGGCUUCCUCUGAGCCGCUUCUGCCCUGGUUUUCUCUUGUAUGGGUGCUGCCUACGGGACGGCGAAGAGCGGCGUCGGAGUGGCGUCUGCUUUUGGUGGCCUUAUGUUUGGUUACGACAUUGGAAUUUCAGGUGGGGUGACAACCAUGGACGACUUUUUGAUUAAAUUCUUUCCCAAAGUCCAUGAAAGAAAGAUGCAUGCAAAGGAGGACAAUUACUGCAAAUAUGAUGACCAAUUUCUUCAGCUUUUUACGUCUUCACUCUACCUAGCUGCUCUGCUUUCAAGCUUUGCUGCUUCUAAGGUUUGCACCAAAUUCGGCCGAAAGCCGACGAUUCUUGCCGCUUCUCUAUUUUUCCUGGCCGGAGCGGCCUUCAGUGCCGGUUCUCAGAAUCUCUCGAUGCUUAUUAUCGGGCGUGUGCUCCUUGGCAUUGGCGUUGGCUUUGGCAAUGAGGCAGUUCCAUUGUUCCUAUCAGAGAUAGCCCCAGUCAAACAUCGUGGAGCCGUUAAUAUUCUCUUUCAACUCUUUGUAACCAUAGGGAUACUUUUUGCAAAUCUGGUCAACUAUGGCACAUCAAAAAUGCACCCUUAUGGAUGGAGAGUGUCUUUGGGGCUUGCUGGCGUCCCGGCCGCCAUGUUGUUCAUAGGUUCUUUGAUCAUCACCGAGACACCGGCGAGCCUGGUUGAGCGUGGAAAGGAGUCUUCGGGGCAUACAACGCUGCAAAAGAUUAGGGGUGUUGAGGAUGUCGAAGCCGAGUUCCAGCAAAUUGUAAACGCUAAUGAAAUUGCCCGAGGAGUAAAGCAUCCCUUCAAGGAACUCAUGAAACGCAACAGCAUGCCCCCUUUGAUUAUUGCCGUGAUGAUGCAAGUUUUUCAACAGUUUACAGGGAUAAAUGCCAUCAUGUUUUAUGCUCCUGUCCUGUUCCAAACUGGUGGAUUCAAGAAUGACGCUUCGUUGUUGUCCUCUGUGAUAACUGGAAUCGUAAAUGUUUUCGGUACUCUGGUCUCGAUCGGUACGGUUGAUAAGUUUGGUAGGAGGGAAUUACUUCUUCAAGCAUGUGUUCAGAUGUUUGGAAGCCAGAUUGCAAUUGGAGCAAUUCUUUUACACUACCUGCACGCCACUGAUUCACUAACAAAAAACUUAGCUAUUAUGGUUGUGGUACUGGUGUGUUUGUAUGUAAUGGCUUUUGCUUGGUCAUGGGGUCCUCUUGGUUGGCUGAUACCCAGUGAAACAUUCCCUCUCGAGACGAGAACAGCUGGCUUCGCGUUCGCGGUUAGCUCCAACAUGCUUUGCACCUUCAUCAUAGGUCAAGCAUUCUUGUCCAUGUUGUGUCAUAUGCGCGCCUUUAUAUUCUUCUUCUUCGCCGCCUGGAUAUUUGCCAUGGGAGCAUUCGUCUUGUUCUUGUUACCGGAGACAAAAAAUGUGCCAAUCGAUGCCAUGGUCUACACAGUUUGGAAUAAACAUCCUGCCUGGAAGAGGUUCAUGGUUGAUGAAAAUUAAAACAUAGAUGUGACCGUGGUAGGAUAGUCAAGUUAGUGUUUUAAAGGAUAAUUUUAGAAAUAAAUUCUUUACAAUGUCUAAAUCACUCGUAUAAUUCUGCGAGUUUUAUUUUAAGUAGUGAUUAGUUACUCUGUUUCUUAUCUUUUAGUUCAUGAUAUAUGUGCUGUGUAUCAUUAAU
Molecule: messenger RNA, 1904 nt
Organism: Hibiscus syriacus
Lineage: Eukaryota; Viridiplantae; Streptophyta; Magnoliopsida; Malvales; Malvaceae
Product: sugar transport protein 8-like
Exons: 5
Coding region: 269-1726 (485 amino acids)
Biological process (GO): monosaccharide transmembrane transport
Cellular component (GO): membrane
Molecular function (GO): monosaccharide transmembrane transporter activity
Source: RefSeq, a predicted model, not a curated record